Messenger RNA from Mercenaria mercenaria, 513 nucleotides. RefSeq names its product RNA-binding protein 33-like. The transcript has a single exon. NCBI's taxonomy places the organism in Eukaryota, Metazoa, Mollusca, Bivalvia, Venerida, Veneridae. Bases 1 to 513 code for a protein of 170 amino acids. The record is from RefSeq and is a predicted model, not a curated record.
AUGCGGCAGAGGCCAGAUCCCCAGAUACCACCCGUACCUUUGCCAGUUCCACAGAUGCAGCCACCACCACCACUUCCACAGCAACCACCACAAAUUCCACCAGACCUGAAUCUACCUCCACAACAUCUCCCACAUCAAAACAUGUUACCUCAUCUGCAAGAAGACAUCCCUCAACCCCAAAGACCUCAUCUGAAUCUACAUGACAUCCCCGUACGGCCGUUAAAAUCAGAUGACAUGCAGCCUGCACUUCAAGCCAUUCCACAACAGAUGCCGCCAUUGCCUCAGCCUGGUAAUGUUUUUAACUCUGUUUGUAACGAUAUAUCGUUACAUGUUUCAAAUCAAUUAAAGCAAAAAAUAUGGAAUGGUGAAUUUAUAAAUUUAGCUCUGUUAUCGUUCAAACAGCCCGAGCCGGAACAAGAAAUCACUCCGUUAAAUAAUGGUCUUCUUGGAUUCAAACCAAAAACAAGUAACGAAAAAGUAUUUCCAUUGAAAAAUGGACUGAUUUAUUUGUGA